AUCGACGAUGAUCUCGAUGUUGCACCUCUGUCUCCUCAUUGCCUCCUAAUAAUCUCCAUUCUCUCUUCGUAAAAUCCUUUCUCUUCAUAGUGUUCAAUCUCAGAUCUUCCUGCACAAAAUUCCUUCUCGAUGUUGUAUCUUGACGUUUUCCAAGAUUAGCCUCUUCUGUCACGCCGCUCUCCUUCAAGGUUCGAUUUCUCCUCAGGGUGAGAAUUUGAAGUGCCAUACUUUUGGGUCUGGAGAUGACUUCAGUAUCUCAGUCGGCAGUUACCUUUUCUGGGAGUUUGUCUUCUGGAAUUGCAGCUUCAGAUGUUCUUCGAAGCUCUAGUAAUGGUGUCAAUGGUGUACCACUAAGAACGUUAGGCAGAGGACAUGCUGGCACAAGGAAGAAACGAAUAAGUAUCUCUGCAAAGGUCAGGAAGGUGAAGCAGCAUGAGUACCCGUGGCCCCAGGAUCCUGACUCCAAUGUGAAGGGUGGAGUUCUUAGUCAUCUUUCUCCAUUCAAGCCUUUAAAGGAAAAGCCGAAGCCAGUUACCUUGGAAUUUGAGAAGCCUCUUAUGGAUCUACAAAAGAAAAUUAUUGAUGUGCAAAAGAUGGCAAAUGAAACUGGUCUAGACUUCAGUGAUCAAAUCAUCUCAUUAGAGAACAAAUAUCAGCAGGCUCUUAAAGAUCUCUAUACACAUUUGACUCCAAUACAGCGGGUUAAUAUUGCACGACACCCUAAUAGGCCUACUUUUCUUGAUCAUGUCUUCAGCAUUACUGAUAAGUUUGUUGAGCUUCAUGGUGACCGAGGCGGCUACGAUGAUCCUGCAAUAGUGACAGGCAUUGGAACAAUAGAUGGCAGGCGUUUCAUGUUUAUGGGYCAUCAGAAGGGUAGAAAUACCAAAGAGAAUAUUCAACGCAACUUYGGAAUGCCWACACCACAUGGCUACCGCAAAGCUCURCGCAUGAUGUAYUAUGCAGACCACCAUGGAUUCCCUAUUGUCACRUUCAUCGAUACCCCWGGGGCAUUUGCUGACCUUAAAUCAGAGGAACUAGGCCAAGGUGAAGCCAUUGCCCACAAUUUAAGGACUAUGUUCGGUCUGAAGGUGCCAAUYGUUUCCAUUGUGAUYGGUGAAGGUGGAUCUGGAGGUGCUUUGGCAAUUGGUUGUGCUAAUAAAUUGCUAAUGCUUGAAAAUGCAGUCUUCUAUGUUGCCAGCCCUGAAGCAUGUGCAGCAAUUCUGUGGAAGACCGCUAAAGCCUCUCCAAAGGCAGCUGAGAAGCUCAAGAUCACAUCUACGGAGCUCCGCAAGCUACAGAUUGCUGAUGGCAUCAUCCCUGAACCACUUGGUGGUGCACAUGCAGAUCCGCACUGGACUUCCGGACAAAUAAAAGCUGCCAUUCUUGAAACAAUGGAUGAGCUUGAGAAGAUGGGUACRGAAGACCUGUUAAGACAUCGAAUGCUCAAGUUUCGCAAGAUUGGUGGAUUCCAAGAAGGACUACCCGUCGAGCCMGAAAAGAAAGUCAACAUGAAAMAGAAAGAGGAACCAAGACCUGGACUUAUUUCCGACAAAGUGUUGCAGGGUGAGGUUAAUAAACUAAAGGAGCAAAUUCUGAAAGCAAAGGAAUCAUCUUCAGUAGAUAUGGAUCAAAAUGGGUUGAUUGAGAAGCUGAAAAGAGAGAUAAAUUAYGAAAUUUCUCAAGCAGCUAAAGCUUUGGGYAUCGAGGAAAAAUUAACUAAAAUGCGCCAAGAAUUUGCUAAAGCAACRGACCAACAGUUGACUCCUGCUCAGUUUAAGGAUCUUGAGGAUCUAAAGAAUGAGUUUAACGAGAAUCUGGCAACGGCUCCUAACCAUGGAAGGCUGCARUACAAGCUAAACUUGUUAAAGGAAAUUUCCGAAGCCAAAGUUUUUGCUGAAAAAUACAAAAAGAGCCUUCCGUUGAAGGCCAAAGUGAACGAAAAAUUCAGACAAGUUUUGGAGAAKCCCARUCUGAAGCAGAAGAUUCUGGGACUGAAAGAUGAAGUUGAAAAAUCUGGGGUUUCUGCCAUUGAAGAACUGGAUCAGGAGUUGAAGGAGAAAGUUUUGGAGGUUAGAGAAGAAGUGGAAUCCGAAUUUGUUAAAGCUCUCGAAGCUUCAGGUGUUCAUGUAGCUUCACGGGUAGGUCAAUCUUCGAUGGCCAUGAUCAAAGCAAAAGUUGAUGAACUUAAUGCUGAAAUUAACCAGAUAAUCCAAGAUGUUAUUGAAUCAACCCCAGAUUUGAAAAACAAAAUCGAGAUGUUGAAAUUAGAGGCCAUGAAGAACAAGAAUCCUAGUAACCAAUCAAAGGCAAAGAUGGAGGUUUUGGAGCAGCAAAUUAAGCAGGGUGUUGCUGAGGUGAUGAGUUCUGCAGCCAUCAAAGAGAAAUACGAACGAUUGCAGGCUGAGCUUGCCGAACUUUCAGGAGGAUAUGAUGGAAGUUUGAUCAAGGAACCGACCUAUGCAUGAUUUGAUAAACAUCUGCAUCGAGUCCUCUGGAAUGUGGGUUAACGAGCUUUAACGUUGGCUAUCUGAACCAUGAGCGGGAUGUCGUAUUUGGUAAAGAUCAAGACCUGUCUGCUUUGAAAGUUUGCUGUUUGAGUUGAGUUCUUUUUGACAUUUUAUCGACUUUUAUAUGAAUUCUUUUCAUAAAUUAAUUUCGUGGUGUAGUCAUUCUCAGCUGUAAUAGUAGAACGUAACUGUCAGUUUUAUACCGUAGCAUGUCGUGUAAAUUUCGGUGAUUAUCAAUAAUUAAUUUGCCUUCUCUUU
This is a messenger RNA of Cynara cardunculus var. scolymus (artichoke), 2765 nucleotides long. RefSeq names its product acetyl-coenzyme A carboxylase carboxyl transferase subunit alpha, chloroplastic-like. The coding region runs from base 243 to 2465 and encodes 740 amino acids. The record is from RefSeq and is a predicted model, not a curated record. Gene Ontology annotation, molecular function: acetyl-CoA carboxylase activity; carboxyl- or carbamoyltransferase activity. Gene Ontology annotation, biological process: fatty acid biosynthetic process. The transcript has 12 exons. Gene Ontology annotation, cellular component: acetyl-CoA carboxylase complex. NCBI's taxonomy places the organism in Eukaryota, Viridiplantae, Streptophyta, Magnoliopsida, Asterales, Asteraceae.